Molecule: messenger RNA, 2579 nt
Organism: Pangasianodon hypophthalmus (striped catfish)
Lineage: Eukaryota; Metazoa; Chordata; Actinopteri; Siluriformes; Pangasiidae
Gene: trabd2a
Product: TraB domain containing 2A
Exons: 7
Coding region: 445-1977 (510 amino acids)
Biological process (GO): negative regulation of Wnt signaling pathway
Cellular component (GO): membrane
Molecular function (GO): metalloendopeptidase activity
Source: RefSeq, a predicted model, not a curated record
CAGUGAUGCUACUCUCUUCAUUCACUCCCCUCGCGCGGAGAAACACAGCAGCACGAGACGCGGAGCUCAUGCGCGCGGUUCGUUCACGGUUUGGAGUUGGACCUGUUGCUGACCUGUUGCAGUUUUUUUUUUUUUUUUUUUGCAUGCAUGCUGAGUACAAGGACAUUAUUCCUGGACUGUUUAGAUGUUCGUCCGGCUCCGUGUCAUGUAGCUCGGAUAAAGUUAAAGUUCUUUCUUUUUUUAAAAAAAAGUCGCAGUCAAGUUAGAGAAAAAUAAAUAAGACACGUGCAUGUAAACAGUGGUAGUGAGAGUCGCGUUUGGCAGCAUGGCGGAAACACACCGCACCGUUCACCGGAUUCCUGUCAUCCCGGAGCCCUGAGAGCGGACAGGAGCGGGAUCAGACGCCGGGAAGCUCAGCCGGGAAGCGGGAAGCGCGGAGCCGCGAUGGUGCUGACGCGGUGCGCGUUCGUGCGCGCGUGCCUCGCGCUGCUCCUGCAGGCCAGCCAGUGGAGCGCGAGGGAGAGCUCGAGCUGCGACCUCAACAGGAAGCAAAGUGAGCUCAACUCCUUCCUGUGGACGAUCAAGCGUGACCCACCGUCGUAUUUCUACGGCACCAUCCACGUGCCCUACACACGGGUUUGGGACUACAUCCCGGAGAACUCCAAAAAAGCCUUCCAGGAGAGCAAUAUUGUGUACUUUGAGCUGGACCUCACUGACCCGUACACCAUUUCGGCACUGACGCGGUGCCAGCUGCUACCGCAGGGCGAGAACCUGCAGGACGUUCUGCCGAGAGACAUUUACCGCCGAUUGAAGAGGCACCUGGAGUACGUCAAGCUCAUGAUGCCAUCGUGGAUGACUCCGGAUCAGCGGGGCAAGGGCCUGUAUGCCGAUUACCUGUUCAACGCCAUUGCAGGCAACUGGGAGCGCAAACGGCCCGUGUGGGUCAUGCUCAUGGUGAACUCGCUGACCGAGGCGGACAUUAAGACGCGUGGGGUUCCUGUGCUGGACCUCUACCUGGCUCAGGAGGCAGAGAGGAUGAAGAAGAAGACUGGAGCUGUGGAGAAGGUCGAGGAGCAGUGCCAUCCUCUCAAUGGGUUGAACUUCUCCCAGGUGAUUUUUGCCCUGAAUCAGACGCUGCUUCAGCAGGAGAGUCUGCGGGCCGGGAGUCUGCAGGUCCCCUACACCACAGAGGAUCUCAUUAAGCACUACAACUGUGGCGAUCUCAACUCCAUCAUAUUCAACCACGACACUUCACAGGUGCCCAACUUCAACAACGUCACUCUGCCUCCUAGUGAACAGAUCACGGCUCAGGAGAUUGACAGCUACUUCCGUCAGGAGCUCAUCUACAAGCGCAAUGAGCGGAUGGGCAAGAGGGUCAAAGCUCUGCUAGAGGAGCAUCCCGACAAGAGCUUUUUCUUCGCCUUCGGAGCAGGUCACUUCCUGGGCAACAACACAGUGAUCGAUGUUCUGAGAAGCCAAGGCUACGAGGUGGAGCACACGCCAGCUGGCCAGCCCAUUAACAGUGGCAAGAGAUCCAGUCGUCCUACAGAUGGAGCGGACGACAACGCAUCAGAUGUGGAGUCGCCAGUGGAAGCCUUCUUUCAUGAAGACCGAGAAUGGCGCCCCAUGGAGGAGGAGGAUCCUCCACCCCACUUGCUGCUCCCAGACAGCUUGGAGCUUCUUGAGAAAGUGGAGCGCAAGCUAAAGAAGAAACGGCGCAACAGGCUAAAGAAGCAACGUCACCGGCAGUUCAAUGACCUCUGGGUCCGCAUGGAGGAAAGCACAACGCUGGAACCGCCUCCGCCAGUCGUCCGCAUCAUAAACGGCUACAUCACGGUCCAGGACGACUCACGAGAUCACGGGAGGUCCAAUCACGACAGGACAUUCUCAGGCUCCUCCCCCACAAUGGGAGGAGCUUCCUUCACCAUGCUGAUAUUGUGCCUUCAGGUGAUCGUGCUCCUUGGCUUAAGCCUAUAAAGCAUCUGUGUGACCUUGAGCUUGACCAUGUGACGUCUUGAGAAAGACUCUAAAGGUCAUUCAGAGAGACUGAAGAAAAAGACUGCUGUACAUUCUCCUUUAAUGUAUUCUUCAUUUUCUGAAGGAUGACUGAUUCACUGCAAGCGAGUGAAGGCUCUGUAAAUACCAAAUGUAUCAUAGAUGUAAUUUAGAGACAUGAAUAAAAAAUGGAUCCUUUUUUGUUCAUUUUUAUAUAUAAAUAAGAUUCACUAUAUUUUUGUGACUAAAUGAGGUACUAACAAACAUUUUUUUAAAUCUCAAAUCUCCCUUAUUCAGGGAAAACAAUGCUUCACUAUUAUUUACAUUCUCUAAUGUGUUUGAUUUUUUUUUUAUUACAAGGAGUUUAUUUGUUUAAUUUAUUAAAUAUAUAGCUUUAGCUUAUUCUUAUUAUUAUUAUGUGUUCUGACAGCUCUUUAUGGUUCGGACUGGCUCUUUUUUCCGUGCUUUCUAAAGAUUUUUAUAUCACUGUCAUCCACUAGUACACAUUCCAGUAACAUACAGUACGUGGCACCGAGUUAUGAUGUUUAUGCGAUUGAAAGCAAUAAACUAUUUAUCUAGUUGAA